Messenger RNA from Chironomus riparius, 3714 nucleotides. NCBI's taxonomy places the organism in Eukaryota, Metazoa, Arthropoda, Insecta, Diptera, Chironomidae. The record is from the annotation of a GenBank genome assembly.
GUUUUGUAUAAUUUUAAAAAGAACUUAAGUGCAUAUGCUGUAAAGUAUCAACAAUAUCAUUCAGAUGAUGAACAUCUCAUAAAAAUAGUCGAAAAUUUUUUCAAAUUCCAAAAAAGAUAAGACGUGAGCAAAAUUGAGUUGAAACUAAGGUGAUAAAAAAAUUUCAUCGUCAUAAAUCAAAUGAAAUUCCAUCAACAAGAUAUCACACAACAAAUUGACCUCAAAUGGAGAAAAGAGAUUAAUUAGUCAACAGCAAAUUAUUGAACUCAAUCUUUUUUUUCUACUUAACUUAUAUACAUAGACACACAAACAUACACGUAAAUAAUAGCUCUAUCAUCACUUGUCACCAAUCAGAAAAGGUGUUAUCAACAUCAUCUUCAAGGAGGUACAAUAUUAUAUCAGAAAACAACAAAAAUAAUUGAGAAGAACUACAACAACAAUUGACGAUGCAAGUUGAUAAAAAUUUGAGCUUCGAUCAAUUUUCACAUGACUUGACGUUGGCCUUACUGGAAGAGGAGACAUUAAGAGGUGGUAACACUGGAAGUCGAUGGGGUUUGAGGAGACGAACGAGAUCGACGGGAAAUUUACCAUGUCCACCACAACCAACAGAAGACAGCAGUUCAAGCAGUCCAACAGAUCCACCAACAAAUAAUGACAAUAACAACAACGAUAAUUUUACACAAGGUGCUGGUGCAAACAAUUCCAUAUUGAGUGACUCCGAUGAUCGUCACUCAUUUGCCUUAGCCUUUAAAUUGCGUCAGACACCGAUGAGUGGAAAUUUCGAAUCGGACUCGUUAAAUGAGAAUUUCAGUCCAUCACGUCCGAACAUCAGAAGAAAAAGGAAAUUUAAAAGAAUGGCAGUUGAAUAUGAAACUACACCGUCAACUCCACACACAACCGUACAUCCAAUAUUCCCAAUUAGUGGAACUGUCACAAAAAAGCGCGUCCUUAAACACAAUCAGGAGAAUUUUCGGUCAAAUUUAUUUUUUGGAAAGCGAAAACGUCCACAUCGCGAUAGAUAUGAAUAUUACGAGUCACAUAAACAUUCGAGUAGUGUGCCAAGACAACGGGGCUAUUUAUCACAAAAGGAUGGAUUGUCAUAUCUAGAGUACAAAAGUCGUAAUCGAGCAUCAUCAAUGUCAACAGCAAAGAGCCAUGGACAGGCGAUGGAAAAGAUUUUGCCAUUGAACAAAAGUAUCGUAUCGAAGAUUGAGAAAAUCUCACAAGACUCACGAAGUAAAAUGAACUUUAAUUUCACAUCAAUGCCAGUUGGAUCAAGUACUGAUCAAAUCGAUAGCUCUGCUCCAGUUGUGCAUUUCCACUCAACAUAUGGCGGUGACUUACGAUCUGAGGUGGUUAGAAAUCCAGUCGAAUCGACAGCGAUUAGUAGUGAUAUGGAAAUAAGCACAAAUGCUACAGACGAUAUAAAGAUAAGUCUACAGAAGAUGACACAAAAGUCGGGAAGUUUUGAAUCAGCCUUGCCUACAAAUAAUGCAAUAAAUACUGCAACAACAACGUCAACAUCAUCGACAUCAUCGGCUGUACAUUUAAACAAUUGUGUAAAUAAAAUUGAAACGUAUAAGAAAAAGGUGAAGCCUAGCGCUUCGUCAUAUGGUUACCAUGCUAAUACACCAAUUAACAAUGCUGCCUCACAUCAUCACCAUCAUCAUAAUCAUCAUUCAUCUCAUCAUCACCAUAAGCAUAAACAGAGUCGACGAAAAAUGCAAUUACAAUUUGAUGAUCAAACAGAUUUUAUGGACUGUGGUAAUUUCAACGACUUUCUUAGUUCCAGUUCGCUGAGUAGUAGUGAUAGUGAGGCUGAGGAGACAAACGAAAGCGAUCAUGAAGGUGAUGAUGAGCUGACAGAUUGGCCGGGACAUGAAGCGAUGAUCAACUUUGCAUCUAAAAAUGAAUUUAAACGUGCCAAUAAGAAGGCAACGGCAACAGGAGUGGUGAGUGUUGGCAACAAAUUAUCACAAAUUAAGCAACAUGAUGAAAAUUUUAUACAGGAUGAUGACACGCUGAUGUCGGCUGAUGAAGCUCAGGAUCCAACGACGUCAGAAGAGUCACCAAUUUUUCCACUUGGUGGUCCACAGACACCACAAGCUCCACAUACAUUAGAAGAUUAUCACAGGAAAUAUGGAAUGCCUUCAAAUCGUAUUCAAGCAUCACAUCCAAUUAAUAUAAUUGGGGCUCUAGACAGUAACAUGAUGCAAGGUAGUAGCAGCACGAGUGGUGUUGUUGCUGAUUGUGGCUAUGGCAGUAGCUUUGCUGCAUCAUCAUAUAAUUAUAAGCAACCGAUUGAAAGUGAAAUGUCGGGUGAGACAUCAAAUCAUUUUCUAUCAUCACCAAAUACAUUCUGUGAAGUGAGAGAAAUUAGAGCCGGAUGUCGUCGAGUUCGAGACGAGCGACCCGGUUUUUCCAUAAUUACAAGCUUUAAUGAGGAUCUUCUUAAAUUUUUACAAGACGAUCAGCAACGACAACUGAAAAUUUUUGAUAUUCAAGAGUAUGAUAAAAUAUUGGAACUGGCAAAAUUAUACUCGCUAAAUAUAGCAAGAGAAAAUGGGUGUAUAUUAUUAACUAAGACAAGCAACACUAUGCAAGCAGUGAAAGUUUCGAAGGAACACAAUAAAUAUUUCUUCAGUGAUUAUAAAAGGCGAUGUGUUGGAGGUGAUACAGAGUAAACCAUACCUUAAUAUCUAGUUAUGCUGAUGAAAACUUAGAUUUUUCAAAAAUAAAAGUUAAAAACGUAUCACGAUAAAAUAAAAUCAGCAACAGAAAAAAAAGUCUAUUUGGUUCUCUGUGGAUAUGAAGGAAGUGUGUGCAGGUUAGGGUCUCAACGAGUCUUGAGGGAACUUUGGGCAGAUCAGAAGUCAACUCAGUCCGACUUGAAAUGCUGAGAUCAAAAUAUUCUCAUUGGCGAUUUAUUGAUAUGCUAGCAGCUACAAAGCUUAUAGGGCAAUUAAGCAAUGAUGUCAUCAUUGCCAUAAUUCAAAGUUUUGACACUAGGAUGCAAUAUGCUGACUGUUUGAUGACUAAAGAUGACUUUACGUACGUUUUUGAACGUAAAGAUGACUUUAUGGCGCUAAACAGGCAAAUUUUUGGGAUAUUCAUGCAAACAAGCUUAAUGUCUGUCAAGUAUACAUAGACUCAACUCCAAAGUAUCCCAAGAAUUAAAUUGAGCUCAGUAACAAUAAGAUCAAAUAUUUUCCAAAAUCCAAAUAGCAACAAACAUCUAAAAUGACACCCAACUCAUCACAACCACAGAGAAUCCCGAAUCAUUUUUGAUAAAACCAUCAAAAUGCUUUCAAGCCUUUCAUUUUAAAGUGCAAAAAAGAGAAAAUGUUAAAAACUUAAGAUGAAUCAAUUCAUAUUUCCUUUAAUUCCCAUGCUAAAACCAUUAAAGAUUUUAAAACGAACGUCUAAUAGGUUUUAAAAUGUUUACUGUAAAUUAUUAUAUUCGCUAUUUUUGUUCCCACAAACUGCAUCAAAUUUUUGAAUGUCGCUAAAAAAUUGAAUUUUGGAAGUUUUUUGAAAUUAAAAUUUGUUUUGGAAUUGUUUGGUCAAAAAUUCGUUAAGGGCUAUUAAUUUUUAUAAAUUAUGGAUUGAAGUCAACUUGAACAAGUGAGGUUUGAUUUUAAGGUUCAGACAUUCUCAAAAAUAAUACAAUUCUCAGAUAGGUGUCUAAAUCCUGCUUGAUUGAAUAUGAUUUUC